AUGUGUUGUUCAUUGCAGAUAGAGCUGACAUUUAACUUCUUGGAGAUCCGAGCCAUGAACAGUCACCCAGAGCCUAAGGUGAGUAACAUAAUGCCAGGUGAACUGAAGUUUUGAAUGGCCAUGUUAGUGCAUUGUCCCUGUGGCCUCUUCACUACAACUGAUUCGUUUUCUAAACAGAUUAUUUUUGGAGUGAUUGCAUUUGCAACAUCAUCUCAACAUCUGAGUAAUCAUUGAAAUCCGUUAAUCUCAUUAUCUGCAAUAUGGAGAUAUGAGGAUCUUUAUUCCUGUAAGUAGAGCUACAGUAAUCACAUAGAUAUUUCCUGCAGGUAACUGUUAGUUAUCCAUUUCAAACCUCAGCAUUAUGCCAUCAAAAUCACUGUGGUGCCUGUAUCACUCUACAGUCAUUGAAACUAUGCUGUUUCUGUGCAGGUCGUCAUAGACACGGACAAGUCCACUUAUUCCUUGAGGCUUCAGUCACGUGACCACCUCAAUCAUGUGGUCAGCCACGUUAACUUUGCCCUGUCCAGAAUAUUUAACAACUCUGUGUUUGCGUAAGUGUCCAUUUUCAGACAGCACAGACUCCUUUACCAGACAGUGUUGAAACCCAGACAAAUGAUAAGCUAUUAUGUCCCUUCUAACUUAAACCUCCUUUGUCCCCCCUCUCUCUCUCUCUCUCUCUCAGUCCCUCCAUCUGUCAUUCAGACAGUGACCUUUCUGAGGGAAGCAAGAAGUACUCCCCCAGCUCAGAGACGUCUGUGGAAACCCAGAGGGCCUGUGGUAAGAGACGCACAGGCAGGAAGGCAGGUAUACAGACACACACACAGUCAGACAGACACACAGCAUAAGCAGGCACGUGCACAGAUAGGGCUCUACCUGUGCAGAGCACAUGCCCCUUUGCCUUUCCAGUCUCCAAAUUGCCCUUUUGGGUGGUGGUAUAAUUUCCCCGCUUAAAAAAAAAAAUAUAUAAAUAUAUUUUGUCAUUGUUGUUCGGAAGUCAUUUCCUCGCGCCCGGUUGUGCCUGUUUCCCAGUCUUCCCUUUACGGAGAUUGUGCGCGCCUGGUAUCCAAACAUGCAUGGCUUGAGAGAUACGGUCACCGGUCAAAUGUGUGUUUAGCUAUCUACUGCCACAGUAGCAUAACAUUUGAUUAACACUUGAUAACACUUGAUUCAGCCUACAUCAUCAUCAAUAUUGGGUCUGGUUGGCUGAUAAGCGCUGCAGAGAGGCAGAAAGACAGAGAGAGGAGCGGCUGCAUCAACAACCCUCCGACUGAACUCCAUCACUUCUUCAGUCGGGAGUGGCACAUGUCAGGGCAGCAGCAACGCAGGUAGUCUAGACUCUAGCUAACCACCAUAUACUAAAAUAUCCACACAAGCCACUAGCCAGUUAGCCAUAUAUCAUGAGUUAGAAGAUUAUGAAUAUUAUAUUAUGAAGUUAUUAUUUGAUUCGAGCAUUGAAGAUUUAUCACAAUCUAACUAGCAGAUUUAAAUCAAUCAUCAACGAUCAGCUGACCACCCUCUUUUCCCGAUGUCAAUCAUAAGGCACUGUAACUAGCUUGCUUAUGUGUGAUGAUGACUGAGUGUGUUGUUGCAGAAAUAAAUAGGCCUAGGCUCAAAAAUGUUAACAUUUUUGCUACAGAGACAUUUGGUAUGUUAUACAUUUCGAGAUAUGAAUUAUGAGCACAUGCCCCUUGAAAGGUCUGUUCAUGGCCCUGUGCAUAUGAGACAGAUUCUCGAAGAUGAUAGACAGUCAAAGGAUAUUGUUGAGUAAUUUGAUUGAGACAAAUGGAUAGAGAAACCCACUGCACUACAUACAGUGUAUAUUACAUUUAGAUUUGACAUUUUAGUCAUUUAGCAGACACUCUUAUCCAGAGCAACUUACAGUUAGUGCAUUCAUCUUAAGAUAGCCAGGUUCUCAACUCUCUAUUUACACAGACAUUGUAGAGGAAUUGCACUGCUUGUUCUUUCUUUCCCUCUUUCUCUCUCUGAAAUAACCACCUGCUCUUUAAAACCCUCCUCUCUCUCUCUCUCUCUCUCUCUCUCUCUCUCUCUCUCUCUCUCUCUCACCAUCCGCUAUUUUUCUUCCUCUCUGUCUGUCUCAGGAGGGUUUUCAGAGACCUACGCUGCCCUGUGUGACUAUAAUGGAAUCAGCUGCAAGGAGGAAGUGCAGUGGGUAAGCGCUAUGGGAGUGGGCCGGUUGUGUGUGAGUGCACUGGAGAGUUAUAUACAACACUGUACUUUCAAUUGAGGGGGUCAUAUACUAUAGCAAGUGGACUCAUGGGUAAUCUUGUUCCUAGGAUGUGGACACUAUCUAUCACUCCCAAGACAACAGGGAGUUUAAUCUAGUGGACUUCAGCCACCUGGAGAGCAGGUGAGAGAAAGGGGGGGGGGGGGGGGGGGGGGGGGAGGAAGGAAGGAAGGAAGGAAGGCCAGGACACUAUCAAAUUGAUGCUGCUACAGCCUUAAUAAAUCCAGUUGCUAAAUUUAUAUUAAGGGUAUUAUGAAAUGUACCUCUUUCAAAACAGUAAUUGUUGUGUGUUUAUGACAGGGACUUGGCAGUUAUUGUGGCCUCAAUGGCAUACAACACCUGGUUCACCAAACUAUACUGUAAGGACCUACGCAUAGUAAGUAUCCUUCUGUCUGUCUCUCCUUGUGUUUCAAUGGUAAUUGAUAUUAUUCAGAAGUUAUUAUGCGUGUAAUGAAAUUAGAUCAUUUCUCAUGUCAGGGGUCAGAGGUCACUGAGCAGGUUCUGCACACGCUCAGUAAGUCCUCCAGUCUGGAAGAGAUCACUCUGGAGAAUGCUGGUCUCAAAUCGUAAGUUUUCCCUUGCUUCACACAUCUCUCCCAUACUUUUUUAAAGAAUAAGAAAUAAGAGUGUUUGUGUGUGUCAUUGUUUCUACAUAUGUCCAAAUGUGUGUACUGUGUAUGUUGCAGUGACUUUCCGCAGAAGCUGUCAGUUGCGCUCUCAGAGAAUCCUGCUUCUGUCAUCCACUCUCUGAAUCUGGCCCACAACACACUGGACAACCAAGGUACCAAGCAGAUGCCUAAGUUCCUGUUUGACUUCCACACUAGUUUGACUUCCUCACUAUGUCUGUUUUAGUGACAUCUCUCCUCACUCUCUCUCUCUCCUCUGGUGUAGGUGUGGCUAACCUCAUCCAGCAGGUGUGUCGCCUCAGCAAAGGACUGCGUCUCCUCAACCUCUCCAAGACCUCCCUCAACUCCAAAGGUUUGGACUGCUUCACCUCUCUACCAGCCCCACCCGGAGAGAAGGCCCGACGCCGCUGUCCUCCUCCAUGUUGCAGAAGCAUCCUCCUCUACAGCUCAGUGUCCCCUGACAUUAAUACAAGGCAGUAAUUCAGCAGGCAGGGACAGUCAGCUGGAGAAUCAGUUAAUGAAAACCUCCAUCUGUAUUUGGGUUUUAUGAAGCAGCAAUAGCUGAUUGAACAUGCCACUAAACCAUGCAUGCAUGCUAGAUUUCUAACUGAGGUGAUAUAAACCUCUGUACCUCCUGCAAUUCCCCCACCAACAUCUCUGUGUGUUAACGUAAUGUUUUGUGUACUAUACAACAGCUUCAAAAUUCAUGAUGUGUCCCCACGGUAACCAUCCUUCAGGGGGAAUGCUCUGUGUUACUCCACCACUUUUUAAAUAUUUAGAAUUGGAAUACUGAAUAUUGAAUAUUGAAUUAUACUUCACACAGGUGCGGAUGAGAAUCACAUAACUAAAAAUAUUCUGAAACUGUUUUUUUUUUUAUCUUUGGGGAUAACUGUGUCAAUUUGCAUUAGCUAGCUAGAUGCAUCUCUCAUGGCUUCCCCCUCCGUCUCUCUGUGUGUCUUAGGUGUGGUGUCUCUGUCUCAGGCGCUGUGCUCCAGUGAUGAGUAUUCUAACUCUCUGCUGCACCUGGACCUGAGCAAGAACCCUGGGGUCCUGUCUGGGGAGGAUGCCUCGGUCAGAAAACACACACACACACACACAGACAUACACUCAUACUCUGUAAACAAAUCAACAGUAUAAUAAAUGCACUGCAGAUGCCUUAUGCAUCAGUUUCUCAGUUUAACAUAACCAUAUUUUCUCUCUCUCUCUUUAGAAUCUGUACCAUUUCCUGUCCCAGCCUAAUUGUCUGGUCCAUUUGGACCUGUCUGGCACUGACUGUUCUGUUGACUCUGUGAGAAUCUAGCGUUUCUGAGAAUUUGAUUGCACGCUUAUAGAAUUAAGCAUUUCAAGAGUUUCUUUCAUUCUGUGUUUCUUUUUCGUCCUCUAUAAUCCCCAACCCCUAUCUUUCUCUCUCUCCCACUAAAACUGCACAACACAACUCUCGCCUCUCACGUAGCUAUUUGGGGAUCUGCUGAGGGGGUGUUGUGCCGAUCUCUCCUACUUGAAUCUCUCCAAAAAUUCCUUCUCCCACAGGUUAGUCACAUCCUUGAGAUUAACUAUUUCUUUGGUGUGAUGUGGCAGAAAAACGCUUUGAGGCUCGGCGUGAAGAUAGAACGCUGAUUUUUUUUUUUCUUCAAACAUCCUCAGGCUUGAUCUUUCGCUCUCUUUUUCUUUUCACUCUAUCUGUCUUAUCUCUGUCGUUCCCUUAAAUGUGAAAUAAAAAAUAAGCUUUGUGGGAAUCACUGGAACAUUGUGUUCCUCUCUGUGGUUGUGUCUGUCGUUUUAAACUCCUAGAGCUGUCUGCAUAGAUAAGACUCAUGAAUAGGAAGCAGAGCUAUUUAUCAUCUGACCCCACUUGCACCCUCCUCUUUGGCCAACUCCAUUUUCUCUCUUUCUCAUUCAAUCUGAAUACUCUCUCCACUUCAUACCAGUCUCUUAUUUAUCCUGACUAUCAACAAAUAACCACUCGCCUUCUAUCGCUUUUCCCUCCCACUCUCUAUCUCUACCUCCUCUCCUCUCUCGUUAAUCUCACUCUGACCUCUCUCCUCUCCCAGGAAAGUGAAGGAGACCCUGCCGUUGUUCCGUCAGUUCUUCAGCUCGGCUUUCAGUCUCACUCAUGUCAGCCUGGCCUCGAUGAAGCUGCCGCCUGAGGCCCUGAGGUCAGUUCCCUUAUUCUCCCCUGCUCUCUCUCUUUCACACCUGCAGCUCACUGGAGUGACUGGGGCCAGGCUUUCCGCACAACACGCAUUGGUCACCAUGGCAAUUGACACUACGUUAAAGGGUGUGAAUUUCCAGAAAGAGAAAAUAGCGAAAAGGUCUUUGUUGUAAGUAAAUACACUUUCCCCUUAUGUUUAACUUUCUUUAGGUCUCUCUUCAUCGGUCUGACCACAAACCCUCACAUUAAUGACCUACACCUGGACAUCAGUGGCUGUGAGGUACAAGUCUGUCACUCUGCACACAGAACAUUCAAUUCCUGCUAGCCUUUAUAUAAUUUACCAUAUCGAUCUCUCUGGCAUUCAUUGCUUAUGUUUCCAAUAAGGACUUACUGUGCAGUAGCUAUAGAUGGAAACUAUGUUUUCUCAAGGUCUCCUCUUAUUGUGCUUUGAAGGUCCUCCUCCUCUCACACAUGUUCUCUCUCUCUGUCUGUCUGUCUGUCUGUCUGUCUGUCUGCCUGUCUGCCUGUCUGCCUGCCUGUCUGCCUGCCUGUCUGCCUGUCUGCCUGUCUGCCUGUCUGCCUGUCUGCCUGUCUGUCUGUCUGUCUGUCUGUCUGUCUGUCUGUCUGUCUGUCUGUCUGUCUGUCUCAGCUGAAAUCUGCAGGAGCUUCUGUGAUCCAGGAGCUGUUCCCCAGGCUCUCCUCCAUCGCCACGCUGGACAUCUCAGACAACGGUGAGCAGAAUGACAGACUGCACCACUGUGGCACACGCUGGCACUCUGCACCUCUGUGGCAGCCUGCACCACUCAAGCUAGUUUUGUGUGAGGGGGUUGUCUGUGUUUGAUGUAGUUGUGUUUACAGGGCUGGAUGCAGACCUUCUCUCAGUUCUACCAGCUCUCUCCAGACACACCUCCCUAAAGCACCUGUAUCUGGGCAAGAACUUCAACAUCAAGAGCAGGUACAGUACUACAGAGACACACUGUGUGUGUGUGCAUCAGUUUGCAUCAGAGCUUGAUUUUCCUCAGGCAGACUGGGAUGAUUACGAUAGCAGCAGGAAAUGACUAGUGCCAGAGCUCCUGCUGAGUGUAGCCUGAACUCCCUCUCUCCUCAUGGAUCCAUGUACAGGGUGCUGGAUGAAAUCCUACACAAGCUGGUCCAACUCAUACAGGAGGAGGAGUGUGUGAGUGAGAAUGCGUCACAAUUCACACAUCAUUCACACAAUAUAUCACUCAAUUGAAUAUUCACUGAUUGUACUGAAACUCAUGGUCAAAUACUGAUAUUCUCCAGGCACACAGACUGUAUUUUACAUGGUACUCUCUCAUACAUACUCUUUAUUUUCUACAGUAUAGUGUUUCCCUUAGAGUAUAUCACUCCAUGGCACUGUUACUGUGGGCUGUAACAUAUUGUGCCCUCUGAAUUAUUCCCUUUGUGUACAAAACUAUGACACAUCACUCUAUUACAAAUGCUGAGUUCCUCAGUUCCUCCUCAGCACUGCUGCCACCUGUUCCCAGCAUUAUUUAACCGUCUCUCUUCACUGUCAUCUCCUUCUCCUUUAUGUUUCUGUCCUACCCUCUUCUUCUACUUUACCUCUCCCCUGCUCUCCACCCUUACCCCUCACCCUACCUUCCCUUCUGUUUUGCCCUCUCCCGUCACCCUCCAUCCUCACCCUUUCUCUCCCCUCUUCCCUGUCCCUCCCCAGGCCCUCCAGUCCCUCUCCCUGGCUGACUCGCGGCUGCGUUCUCGGGGCACAGUGCUGGUAAACGCUCUGGGCAGCAACACCUGUCUGCGUAAGGUGGACCUGAGUGGGAACAGCCUGGAGGACAUUGGAGCCAAGAUGCUGAGCAAAGCCCUGCAGAUCAACACCACACUCAGGCAAGAGACAGAGACAGGGAGGGAAAGAGAUAGAAGGUAUUGUCAGGUAUGGUUGUGUUUGACGCUGGUUCUCCCCUGUCCUGACAGGAGUGUGACAUGGGAUCGUAACAACACCUCAGCUACAGGAUUCCUGGAUGUGGCUCGAGCCCUUGAACAGUGAGACUGUUUGUGCCUCAAACACACACACAAACACACACACACACACACAUACACACAGACUUCUAAGCAAGACAUUUUAUAUAAAUAGGAUCCAAGAGACAUGGGGAUGCCUGAUGUUCUGUCUAAUUUACAUUCCCUGUUUUUCUGAGUAUUUUCAGAAUUAGCUGGCUAAUAUAUCAACUCAGGUACACAGGAACCAAACCUAGCUUACUGUACACACACAGGACUAAACACAUACUUGUGAGGGUCAGCCAGAGAACUUAGACUUCCCCUUAAUCAGGCUGCAAUAAUCAAAGCAUUACUCAUCCUAUCACAGUGCCAUAGUCCAGCAUCAUGCGGGGGGGAUUUUGGAAGUUCUGUCCACUGGGGGUAUUAAGCCUUAGGUCUCUACCUCCGUUUUCUGCAGCUCUCUUUUUCUAUUUCCUUCCUUUCUCUGUCUCCUUCCUAACUCAAACCCCUUCUCUUUCUUUUAACUCUGCCGGUGUGUUCUCUCUCAGUAACUUCACCUUGCAGUACAUGCCCCUCCCCCUCAGUGACAUCAGCCAGGCGUACCGUAGUACCCCCGAGAGGACAGAGCAGGCACUGACCAAGGUGGGCUCCUGACGCUACCUGAGUCCAUCUGCACCCAUCUCAAUUCCUCCCUCCAUUCCUCUGUUAACCAUCCUCUAAUCUCAUCUGCCUUGUCCUUUCCUCCCCUGCUUCUUUUCUCUGCUUGGCAUCUACCAUCACCAACCCUUUCCUGCUCUUUCCAUUUCAAAUUACACUGCAUCAUUGACAUUACCACACAUGACGGUAUUGCCAGUAGGUAUUGCCAGUGUGAGUGAAUGGUUUUUAUCUGUGGUCAUCAGAUCCAGCGUGCUCUGCUGCGGAACAACCAGACUCAGCGCUUCUCUCAGAGACAGGCUCUACGGCUGCACCAGGGCCUGGUCACCAGCACUGCUGAACAGGUAGAUACAGCAUAUGUAUAUUAGUCGUGUGUGAUUGAGAGACAGUGAGUUGAGACAUCACUAGAGCAAUAUGUGUGUAUUGUAAACCUGUAUGUCUUUUAAUGAAGUUCCUCCUGCUUGUCUGUUCUCUGUUUCCCAGGUGAUGGAGCGUCUGACUGUGCGGGUGCUACAGCAGGUGUGUGUGCUUCGUGGAGUAGGGGAGAUGGAGGAUAUUCAAGCUGCUAAACAAGUGCUGAAGGAGGCCAGGAACUCCCGUGCGGUGAGUGUGUGUGUACAUGCCUGAAUAAUUUCUCUAACAUCUGGAGUUUAGGUGAGUUUUAAAGUGUUCAUUAUAUGUCUUUGUGUAUUCAUAUGACCCCCCCAACCGUCCCUCUCUCUCUGUGUGUAUCUCUCUCGCUCUCUCUCUCUCUCUCUCGCUCUCUCAGCUGUACCCCUCUCUCUGUGAGCUAGCUCAUGUACUGUCAGUAGACGGGCCAGUCAGACAGAGACUGGACUCACUGGCAGGAGAACUGGCCAAAGCAGCUGACAAGGAACUACAGGUAUACUCCUCAAUACUGUACAUCACUUAUUCAACAUAAUCUGUUUACUUACUCCUUCACCAUUUCUGAAUCAAAUACAUAGUUGUUUAUUUGUUUGAUUUGUUUAAUUGGUUGUUUGAUUGAUUGACAGGUGAUUGUUGACUCCAUGGUGUCUCUCUGUCGUGAGCUGUGCCCGCUGUCCUCCUCUGCAGCGGAGAGAUUGAGUCCUCCGCUCUCGUCCGUCUCGGAGCGCGUCUCCAUCCCUCUCUCCACCAUCCGCACAGCCUUGAUGGAGAGAGCAGAACAGGACAUUCACCGAGUGCUGGAGUGAGGGAGGGAGGGAGGGAGGGAGAGCUGAGGGAGGAAGAUAAGCAAUGCAGCCUUAUUUUUUGGGUAUCUGUGAAGUCAUUCUAUCAUACUCUCUUCCCCCUCCUCUCUGCCCGGCCCUCCCUCUCCCUUUCCUCCCCACUCUCUUUGUCUCUCUCCCCCUCUCUCAGGGAGGUGAAGCUCUCAGUGGUCUCCUACCUCACCAACUCCAUUGUAGAUCAGAUCUUGCAGGAGCUCUACGCCACCCACAAGACCCUGGUAUAGACAUGCUGCCAUUUGUCUGUGUCUGUCUAUCUAUAUGGGCCUGUCACCUUUAGCUUAUAAUUAUUGGUAAAGCUUUACUUGAAGGGGUGUACAGGCAUUCAUAACACCAUUACACUUUUGCAGUAUCAUUCAUAGAAACCUUCAUAACACCCUUAUGAAACCUGUCAGAACACCUUUAUGAGUGUUGCAGUAUUAUUCAUAUCAACCUUCAUAAUACAUUUAUUCAUGUGUAAUGUCUGCUCCCUGUCCCAGACACGUCAGGUGUCCCAGGUGAAGCGCUGUGAGGUGACAUGUGACGGAGGAACAGGUCUGAGGUCACACAGACACAGAGACUCUCUGGACAUCACAGACGAUGAGAUGGGCACCAGUAUAGUGAGCAUUGUGUGUUGGGAUCGUCUGCCUAGGGUGUGUGUAUGGUAUGUGUGAGUGAGUGAGCAUAUGUGUUUUGUGAUUGUUUGUUUGGGAUGUGUGUGUUUGUGCUUUUACAUCUUUCUCUGCCCUCUCUAGGACACACUUGCCAUUAAGAAGCGUAGCUCUAGAACUAGACGUAUACGACCCGUCUCUACCAGGCUUAGUGAGUUUGCCUCCGUCCCACUAUCUCUCUAUCUCUUUAUCCCUCUCUCUCUCUUCCUCCCUGCUCUCUUUUAGAGGUCAUUAGUGACUGUGUCCUGCUGUGUCUGUUUUCCUCUCUCUCCUUUCCUCUCCCUCUCUCCAUCUCUCUCCUUUCCUCUCCCUCUCUCUCAUUUCUUCUCCCUCUCUCUCCUUUCCUCUCCCUCUCUCCCUCUCUCCCUCUCUCUCCUUUCUCCCUCUCUCUCCUUUCUCCCUCUCUCUCCUUUCUCCCUCUCUCUCCUUUCCUCUCCCUCUCUCUCCUUUCCUCUCCCUCUGAGAAAGCCAUUAAUCGCUGGUGUUCAUGCCAGCCGAAGCCCAUUCCUGCAUCAACAUGUUUGAGUGAAGUUGCUAAUUGUUGUAGUUUUUAAACAGUAUGUCUUUGAAGCACAGAUGACAGCGCCACAUGACUCCUAUGGGAACUUCUAUCCCCUCUCCACUUCCUUCUCCAUUUAUCUUUGAUCUCGUCAUCUUUCCAUCUUUUUUCUCUCUCUCUUUCAGGCCUGUGUGAUGACUCCAGCUCCUCCCCACCGUCCUCUUCUUUCUCUUCUUUCUCGGCCCUCUCGUGCUCUGCAUCCUGGGAGGGGCUGUCUGCGCUCCCUACCCAGGGUGCACCUCUCCAUCAUGUGACACGGGUUAGGCCGAGGCCCCCACGGAGGCACCGAGCAGGACACGCCCCCUCUGACACAGUAAGAGGAAGCUGAUCUCAGCAUCUCACCCCAUAUGGAAUAUACACUGCUCAAAAAAAAAUAAGGGAACACUUAAACAACACAAUGUAACUCCAAGUCAAUCAAACUUCUGUGAAAUCAAACUGUCCACUUAGGAAGCAACACUGAUUGACAAUAAAUGUCACAUGCUGUUGUGCAAAUGGAAUAGACAACAGGUGGAAAUUAUAGGCAAUUAGCAAGACACCCCCAAUAAAGGAGUGGUUCUGCAGGUGGUGACCACAGACCACUUCUCAGUUCCUAUGCUUCCUGGCUGAUGUUUUGGUCACUUUUGAAUGCUGCCGGUGCUUUCACUCUAGUGGUAGCAUGAGACGGAGUCUACAACCCACACAAGUGGCUCAGGUAGUGCAGCUCAUCCAGGAUGGCACAUCAAUGCGAGCUGUGGCAAGAAGGUUUGCUGUGUCUGUCAGCGUAGUGUCCAGAGCAUGGAGGCGCUACCAGGAGACAGGCCAGUACAUCAGGAGACAUGGAGGAGGCCGUAGGAGGGCAACAACCCAGCAGCAGGACUGCUACCUCCGCCUUUGUGCAAGGAGGAGCAGGAGGAGCACUGCCAGAGCCCUGCAAAAUGACCUCCAGCAGGCCACAAAUGUGCAUGUGUCUGCUCAAACGGUCAGAAACAGACUCCAUGAGGGUGGUAUGAGGGCCCGACGUCCACAGGUGGGGGUUGUGCUUACAGCCCAACACCAUGCAGGACGUUUGGCAUUUGCCAGAGAACACCAAGAUUGGCAAAUUCGCCACUGGCGCCCUGUGCUCUUCACAGAUGAAAGCAGGUUCACACUGAGCACAUGUGACAGACGUGACAGAGUCUGGAGACGCCGUGGAGAACGUUCUGCUGCCUGCAACAUCCUCCAGCAUGACCGGUUUGGCGGUGGGUCAGUCAUGGUGUGGGGUGGCAUUUCUUUGGGGGGCCGCACAGCCCUCCAUGUGCUCGCCAGAGGUAGCCUGACUGCCAUUAGGUACCGAGAUGAGAUCCUCAGACCCCUUGUGAGACCAUAUGCUGGUGCGGUUGGCCCUGGGUUCCUCCUAAUGCAAGACAAUGCUAGACCUCAUGUGGCUGGAGUGUGUCAGCAGUUCCUGCAAGAGGAAGGCAUUAAUGCUAUGGACUGGCCCGCCCGUUCCCCAGACCUGAAACCAAUUGAGCACAUCUGGGACAUCAUGUCUCGCUCCAUCCACCAACGCCACGUUGCACCACAGACUGUCCAGGAGUUGGCGGAUGCUUUAGUCCAGGUCUGGAGGAGAUCCCUCAGGAGACCAUCUGCCACCUCAUCAGGAGCAUGCCCAGGCGUUGUAGGGAGGUCAUACAGGCACGUGGAGGCCACACACACUACUGAGCCUCAUUUUGACUUGUUUUAAGGACAUUACAUCAAAGUUGGAUCAGCCUGUAGUGUGGUUUUCCACUUUGAGUGUGACUCCAAAUCCAGACCUCCAUGGGUUGAUAAAUUUGAUUUCCAUUGAUAAUUUUUGUGUGAUUUUGUUGUCAGCACAUUCAACUAUGUAAAGAAAAAAGUAUUUAAUAAGAUUAUUUCAUUCAUUCAGAUCUAGGAUGUGUUAUUUUAGUGUUCCCUUUAUUUUUUUGAGCAGUGUAUAAAGUUACUACUGAACUGCUCAGACUGUUUGUAAUGCUUGACUGUGAAUAUGGAAAUACAGGAUCUAUAAUAAUUUAUAGAUUCACGUAGAUUUCUCAUUUGACUGCAGAAGAGUAAAGACGUAGAUUUAUUAGCUAAUAAAUUAUACAUUUAAGGAGAUACUGAUAUGGCAACACAUAGUUAAAGAUAUGUGAACUUUAAAAACUCAUAGAGUAACAUAGAGAUACUUCCAUAUUAAUAACACAGGAUACAGAUGUUAUUAGCAUAUAUAAUGACAACUAAGAAGAUAAUAUUCCCUUAUGAUACAAGCACAAUUUAUAACUUGUGGCUAUAUUAAUUUGCUUAUUAAAUAAACCAGAUAUGAAUAUUGAUACAGGUUUGUAACACUGUGCUGUGCGUAUGUGCGUGUGCCCAUGCACAUAUUCUAUUCCAUAAGGGCGAUUAUUAAUAUGAUUAACAUAAUGAUAAUACAAAAAUGUUUAAUUCCCAUCGCAUAUUCCCAAAUACUGGGGCCUCCCGACAGUGGCAGCAUGCUGCUCUAUUUUCAGGAUGAUUGGGUCCAGGGUUGUCUAUACUAAGUGAAUUACUCCAAUUGGGUUAAGUCAUCUCUCCAAAGCUACGUAGUAUAAUCCAUUUGUAUUAUUAAUAACAGAACAUUUUAAAAAUGAAACUGUACCCACCCCCGCCCCCCCAAAAAAGUGCUUACAGUGUUAGUGGGAAAUCACUCUUUAUUUCUCCAUAUGAAAUCGUGGAUGUAUCAGACUAGGACAGAUGUAGGAUCUUAAUUUGAUCACCCUGUGCAGGAGAAUUUUCCUUCAAUGCAGGAAAUGUAAAACUUGUAGUGUAUUUGAAGUUUAAAAAGGCUUCUGAAGUUUGUAAUUUCCACUUUGAAAUUUCAGACUUGAUUUUCCCUUACAAAAAAUGUAUCAACCCCUACAAAAAUGUCAGUUAAUUAUAAUGCACAUAAUAAUUCACAUUUCAUGUUGCUGCAAGAUAAUUGUUCUGCUGUGAGAAACUGGUCAAAUUAAGAUCCUACAUCUAUCUGUAUGGUCAAUCUGAAAUAUGGGUGUUUUUCUCUGUCCCCAGCAUUGCAAUGAAAAUGGAGCUUUCACCCCUCUUGAUCAUGGACUCCCAGAUUUCUACACCAAGAGAGUCCUCCCUGAUAGGUAGACCCCCCCCCCCCCCCCCCCCUCCUACACACCUCUCUCUCUCUCUACCCUUCUCUCUCUCUAAUGACCAAAAGGCAAUAAGAGUGAAUAGCACACCAUAUGCAUGAUCUAAAUUACAUGAAUCACCCAAAGAAACUACAGCCUAAGUCAUUUAGCAUAGGCCCUACUUUCCAUCAGUCCAUAGACUACUUUCAGAAUAAGGACUUUAGGUGAGCUCUGCCUUUAGUAAUAGUUUUAGAGAGUAUCGUCUCCACCUGUCACAGACUGGCAGAGUAAUGCUGGUCCAUGCUAAAGUAUACCCACACAGCAGAUCAUCUUGUUAAGUAGAUGCUUUUAGUAUUAUUACAUUUACUGUUAAACAUAUUUCUAAAUUAAUGCACUCUGGAAAAGCAUUGUGUGCCAGGAGUGGUAUCCUAGCAACGCCCCUUGCUGCUGGGAAGUGUUAUUAAGUUUCAGAGGCAGCAGCCCAGAGAAACAUACAGUCUUCUUCGGCUGUCCCCAUAGGAUAACCCUUUUCUACCUGGAACCCAAAAGGUUUCUACCUGGAACCCAAAAGGUUUCUACCUGGAACCAAAAAGGCUUCCUCAAAAGUUUCUCCUAUGGGGACAGCUGAAGAACCCUUUUAGAUUCUAGAUAGCACCUUUUUUCUAGGAGUGUAUGGGGGUCUGAUGACAGAGACAAUAAGAAAAAGUGCAGGUGCUGACUAGGGACAAACUGAACAGAAAUAUGUAAUAUAGACAUACUGUAUUUUUACAGCAUAGCUAUGGUCAGUUUCUCAUAACAUCUGCUUUUUCUCUUUUUCCUGUUUUGCUCCCCUCAUCUCUCUCUGCCCUCUCCAUCAGUCAGUUGUCCUCUCUCCAUAAAGCCCACUCUCUCAGGCGAAAGAAAAGACGCAAUAUGCUGGCCAUCUUUGGUUUCCGUAGGAACCGCAACUCAACGCUCUCCAAUCAGGGGCCAGAGUCUGGCAGAGACGGGUGUGGGGAAGAGUGUCGCACUGUCGCCACGGCACCGACAGGGUUUGUGAAUCCUCAGUAUCAUACACACUCUCCCAUGUAGUAUGAUAUAUGCAGCUGCAAUCUGCACAUUAUGAUAUAUAUCAGGGUGGCAUAGUCUUCACUGUCACUUUAUAACAUACCACCCACUACUUUAUGAAUGUAUCUCUCUCAUUCACUCUCUCUUUCUCUCUCUGUCCCUCUGUUAGAGUGAUGAGCAUUAAGUGCAUGCUCUGUGGGCCCUGUGUGCUAUUAGUCUAAUUGAGUGCUGGGAUGCAGCUCUGUGUUGACAUGAGGAAUGGCCAUGCUGCCGGAGAGCACACCCUUACAGAAACACCACAUGAUUUAACAUGUCAACUUACACACAGCUCUGACACACACACUUACCCCACCAGACAUGCCACCAGGGGUAUUUUCAUAGUCCCCAGGUCCAGAACAAAUUCAAGAAAGCGUACAGUAUUAUAUAGAGCCAUUAUUGCAUGGAACUCCCUUCCAUCUCAUAUUGCUCAAAUGAACCCCAAACCUGGUUUAAAAAAACAGAUGAAGCAACAUCUCACGGCACAAUGCCUCUCCCCUAUUUGACCUAGAUAUUUUGAGUGUAUGUAUUGAUAUGUAGGCUGUGUGUCAUUUUUAAGUUGAUGUAGUUCUGUCCUUGAGAUUUCUUUGUCUGUUAAUGUUCUGUAUUAUGUCAUAUUUCAUGUUCUGUGUGGACCCCAGGAAGAGUAGCUGCGGCUUUCGCAACAGCUAAUGGGGAUCCUAACAAAAUACCAAGUUUCGUGUUAUCACAUUAACUUCACAUAAGAUCACAUGUGAAAUUCAUGUGGUUUUUCCGUAUGGGCAGCAGAUGACACCAGUGUGUGUACAUAGAUGACAGCAGAAUGGUUGUGGUGAUGCAGUAAAUGAAUAAAGAUGUCAAAAUAAUGCAAGUCUUAUAUGUUCUAUCCCAAUAUUAUAACAUUACUAUAACAUAGCCUGCUGGGUUAGAAAAACAGGCCCAUUUGUUGUCCACACCAAAUCAAAUACAAUCCAGGGGCCACAGAGCAAAUUCUUGGUUGACUCUGUCAUUGUUUCUCUGACUGUCCUCUUCUCUCUCUCUCUCAGGACAGCCACUGAGAAUGUCUACACGCUGCUGCAGCCCGCUCACUCUGCUGCCAGGGCAGGCUCUCCUGGUGAGGGGGGUGAGGUGGAGGACCAGAGGGGGGAGGAGCCAGUGCAGAGCAUACCACCAGGCAGCAGACACCCCUUCUACUCACCCAGCCAGGUACAGUAUAUGCUGUAUCACUUGUGGUACAUUAACACUCCCCCUGUUUUCUCUGCUGCCACACGGCAAGAAGUACUGGUGCAUCAAGUCUGACACCAACAGGCUCUUGAACAGCUUCUAUCCCCAAGCAAUAUGACUGAUAAAUAGCUAACAAAAUAGCUACACAGACUGAGUUAACCUUGUAUCUUUAUUGACCUUUUAUUUAAUAUUUUGCACUGUAUCUAUGCACAAUCAUGGGGCCCUACACACUCAUACACAAUGUCAAUCCAACACACACACAAACACUCACUCCAUCAUUUGCUCACACACAUAAUAUACACAUUUAUACUGACUCUACACACCAGCAGACCCACUCACAUAAGCUGCUGCUACUCUGUUUAUCUUAUAUCCUGUUGCCUAGUACUGGUUGAUGAAUUCAUGAUUAUAAUAUCUCUUAUCUUUCCUAUGUGUUUUUUACAGCCAUCAGAGCUAGAGACAGAGCACGAGCAACCUGCAGAUACAGACAGACAGUGGACAGAGGACAGACAGGCGGACAGACAAUGGAUAGUUGACAGACACACACAGAGACAGAUCGACAGACAGUUUGAUCGAGAUAGACAGUGGACGGUGAGCAGAAAACAGACAGACAGAACGUGGGCAGAGGGUCGACUGACAGACAUACAGAUAGACAGACAGUGGAUAGACAGCUGGCAGUCAGGGAGACAGACUGACAGACAAGCCCAGGGACAACAUCUAGCUCAGAGACCUCUGCCCCCUUACCUAUCAGACAGGACUCCAUCACCUAAAAGUGAGACUGACUCCCAGAAAAACAUGGAGGCAACCAUGGACAGACAGAAUUACUCUGACACACAGACGGACAGACAUCUGCGCUCAGACACUGCUGUAGGACAGGUGGAAGGGUGGAAGGGUGGAGAAGGGUUUCCCCCUGGACGGGUUUCUACGAGUGCAUCUAAACCAGACCCUCCUCCCAAGAGCAGCAAACCCAACCUGUCCAAACUGAGACAGAGACAUCUACAGGAGAGCUCUGGUACUGCACCCUUCUCUUACAUACCGUGUUGAUUUAAUGUAUCUGUUUCAUUAUUUAUAAUAUCGCAGAGUGAUAUUAUUACUCCAUCUUUAUCUUCAGGGGCCGAGGAGGAAGCAGGUGGAGAGAGGGAUGGUGGAAGAAUGGAAAGGAAAGAGAGAGAUAGAGAUGCAGAGGGACAGCCUCCUCCUAUUCCUGAAAAGGUGUCUGUCUUUUCAUAUGCUUCUGGCUGUCUUGUUUAUGUGAAUUAUUUAGUAUACUGGUGGAUAUGUGUGUGGUUAUGUUUAGAUAUUAAUUGAUAAUUUUAUGGAUUUUUGUGCCCAAUUUAUUUGCAGCCAAAGACAUCAUCCUAUGUGUCUUCUCCAAACGAGUAUGCCAAUGAAAGGCCGAUCCAGCCUCCUGCACCAUCUGCAUUCAGAAAGCCAGUGUUGGGAUUGGCUGACAGGGCUGUCAGCCAAGGUAUUAACAAAUUAAGCCAAUAUUAUUUUGUCAUUGCAGUCAAAGAGUAUGACAGUGUAUGAUUGACGGUGGUCUAUGGUGUGCAGGUGAGGAAGCAGUGAGGCCUCAAGCCCCAGUGAAACCCCAGAGGAACAGAAAGGCUAUGUCUUGUGACACAGGUACAUCUGUCUGUCUGUAUGCUUCUGUCUGUCUGUCAGUCUCUGUCCAUUGUCCAAUAGUUAGUAAAUAUGCUUGUAUUAGUCCGUGUGUGUGUGUAUUAAUGUGUCUCAUGAUCACACCCUGUCUGACGGUUAUCUUGUAUUUCCUGUCUUCAUUUACCCCAGGCACUGACAGGGAUAGCCCUAAUAAUCUUGAGAAGCCCCCAAAUCGCAAACCCCCUGUGAAAAAACCUAGACUACCCCAGAACAGAAACAAAUCCUUGGACUAUCCUGGUAUCUCUCUUUCUCUAUCUCUCUCUCUCUCUCUCUUUAUGUGUGUGUGAAUGUGAGCAUGUGUUUCCUCUCAUACAUAAUGCAUAAAAACAGCUAUAUUUAUUUGGAUACAGCUAUAUUUGUGUGUGUGUUUAUGUGUUUAG
Coregonus sp. 'balchen' is the source of this 17503-nucleotide messenger RNA. Lineage: Eukaryota; Metazoa; Chordata; Actinopteri; Salmoniformes; Salmonidae. The record is from the annotation of a GenBank genome assembly.